Messenger RNA from Orcinus orca (killer whale), 4049 nucleotides. RefSeq names its product sushi domain containing 4 (gene SUSD4). Bases 185 to 1645 code for a protein of 486 amino acids. The record is from RefSeq and is a predicted model, not a curated record. The transcript has 9 exons. Gene Ontology annotation, biological process: negative regulation of complement activation, alternative pathway; negative regulation of complement activation, classical pathway. Lineage: Eukaryota; Metazoa; Chordata; Mammalia; Artiodactyla; Delphinidae.
CCGCCGCCGCCGCCGCCGCCGCCGCCGCCGCCGCUUCCGUCUCGCUCGCUCGCGCAGCGGCGGCAGCAGAGGUCGCGCACAGAUGCGGGUUAGACUGGCGGGGGGAGGAGGCGGAGGAGGGAAGGAAGCUGCAUGCAUGAGACCCACAGACUCUUGCAAGCCGGAUGCCCUCUGUGGAUGAAAGAUGUAUCAUGGAAUGAACCCGAGCAAUGGAGAUGGAUUUCUAGAGCAGCAGCAGCCUCAGUCCCCCCAGAGACUCUUGGCCGUGAUCCUGUGGUUUCACCUGGCGCUGUGCUUCGGCCCUGCACAGCUCACGGGCGGGUUCGAUGACCUUCAGGUGUGUGCUGACCCAGGCGUCCCUGAGAAUGGCUUCAGGACGCCCAGCGGAGGGGUUUUCUUUGAAAGCUCCGUCACCCGAUUUCACUGCCAAGAUGGAUUCAAGCUGAAGGGCUCUACAAAGAGACUGUGUAUGAAACAUCUGAACGGAACCCUAGGCUGGAUCCCAAGUGAUAAACCCGUCUGUGUGCAGGAAGAUUGCCGCAUUCCACAAAUUGAAGAUGCCGAGAUUCAUAACAAGACAUACAGACAUGGAGAUAAAUUAAUCAUCACGUGUCACGAAGGAUUCAAGAUCCGGUACCCUGACCUGUACAACAUGGCUUCAUUAUGUCGUGAUGACGGAACGUGGGACCAUCUGCCCAUCUGUCAAGGCUGCCUGAGACCGCUUGCCUCUUCUAAUGGCUAUGUGAACAUCUCCGAGUUCCAGACCUCCUUCCCAGUGGGAACUGUGAUCUCCUAUCACUGCUUUCCUGGAUUCAAACUCGAGGGGUCGGAGUAUCUCGAGUGCUUACACAACCUUAUCUGGUCGUCCAGCCCACCCCGGUGCCUUGCUCUGGAAGUCUGUCCGCUACCUCCCAUGGUGAGUCACGGAGAUUUCAUCUGCCACCCGCGGCCAUGUGAGCGCUACAACCACGGAACCGUGGUGGAGUUCUACUGCGAUCCCGGCUACAGCCUCACCAGUGAUUACAAAUACAUCACCUGCCAGUACGGGGAGUGGUUUCCUUCCUAUCAAGUCUACUGCAUCAAGUCAGAGCAAACGUGGCCCAGCACCCACGAGACCCUCCUGACCACGUGGAAGAUCGUGGCGUUCACGGCGACCAGCGUGCUGCUACUGCUGUUGCUUGUCAUCCUGGCCAGGAUGUUCCAGACCAAGUUCAAGGCCCACUUUCCCCCCAGGGGGCCUCCCAGGAGUUCCAGCAGCGAGCCCGACUUCGUGGUGGUAGACGGCGUGCCCGUCAUGCUCCCGUCCUAUGACGAGGCUGUGAGUGGCGGCUUGAGUGCCUUAGCCCCAGGGUACCUGUCCUCCGUGGGCCAGGGCUGCCCCUUACCCGUGGACGACCAGAGCCCCCCAGCAUACCCCGGCUCAGGGGACACGGACACGGGCCCGGGGGAGUCAGGAACCCGUGACAGCGUCUCAGGCUCUUCGGAGCUGCUCCAGAGUUUGUAUUCACCUCCCACGUGCCAAGGGGGCACCCGCCCCGCUUCCGACAACCCUGACACAGCUCCCAGCACGGCGGGGGAGGUGGCAUCCACCAGCCCAGGCAUUGACAUUGCAGAUGAGAUCCCUCUAAUGGAAGAAGAUCCAUAACUGGAAAAAGUCCCGAUGAUUCUGCUGCCCCUUUGGGGAUGGGCACCUUGUACUUUGGAGUGAGGCCUCUGGAGGACAGAGCUUGGGGGGGAUGGAGGAAGUUUUCUAAUUUAUCAACAUGGGGACAGUGACACAUCGUACAUCUCGGACUCAACAGUGGCAGUGGCAGUGCUUUUAAAUGAAACUUGAGGAUUUGCCAAGACCGGUGAGGAACAAAAAGGAUGGGGGGAGACCCUGUGUGGUCCUGGAUGAAGGUGUUAAGUGCAUCUUGUGCUGCGGAACAUGGGACAGACGGUUCCAAGCGUAUCCCACCAAAUCCCACAUCCCGCUGACUUACGAUUACUACCCGUCUCCUCUGAAAGCAUGCCACAUUAUGUAAAUCGCUUCUAAAAUCUGCUUCCAACUGUCUCUGGACGCCAAAUGAGGAUGCAUCAGACUCUGCAGGAAGUCUGUGUUGAGCUGCUGGAAGAGUAGCAGAGCGCCCCCUGCAGGCUCCCCAAGGAAGAUUCUGGGGUGUCCUUUGGACAGUCUUCCUUGGGCUGGACAACUCUGCUCAAGGCAAGACUAAAGCGGGAUGUGGCGGUUCCACUGAGAAAGGAAAAGAAAGACUCAGACAGACUCGGCUUGCUGGAAAUUUCUUCAGAAAGUAGAGCUCCUGUCCUCCGUGCUGUCCUUUGGUGAAGUAUCAUCAGUAUUUGUAUUCAUGGUCUAGCGCACGGAUCCAUGGCAUUGCCUAAAUCUUGUGACUUUACACAUGGUCAGAGUGUGUUCAAAUAGCAUCUCAUGGUGGAGAAGUAACCAAGGUAAUGUUUUGUUUUGGCUUUUUUUUUUUUUUUUUUUUUGCGUACGCGGGCCUCUCACUGUUGUGGCCUCUCCCGUUGCGGAGCACAGGCUCCGGACGCGCAGGCUCAGUGGCCAUGGCUCACGGGCCCAGCCGCUCCGCGGCACGUGGGAUCUUCGCGGACCGGGGCACGAACCCGUGUCCCCCGCAUCGGCGGGCGGACUCUCAACCACUGCGCCACCAGGGAAGCCCUGUUUCAGCAUUUUUAAAAGAUCCCACCUGACAAUUUAUCUGAGUCGUGAGCCCAUCUCCAGUUAACUAUUAGGGUUGUUGCCCUCGCUGCCAAACUCAGACAGAUUUAAUUUUCCAAAACAGAAAUUGUAUCUGAAAACAUAUUCCUCCCCCUCCAAAUAAAAUGUGAGGUUGGAUUUUUUCCCCCCCUUUAUUUUGUCCUGCGAAGUCCGCAGCCUCCGAAGACAGACAACCCUUCGCUCCUGCUUCCCAGGCCUCCGGCUGUCUCACCCACCUGUCCAUCCAUCAUUCGCACCGCACCCUCCCGGGGCCCACUGGGUGUCGUUCCUAAGAAAAUGAUUGAUAAAAACAUUUCCCAAGUCUUGAAGUGUCUCUUCGAAUACAUGUUGAUCUGUGGAGCUGAUUCCAUCUCUCCUCUGGGUUUUAGACAAAUACAAUCAAAACUCUGAUCCACAAAAUUGCUAUGCUGAUAGAGCGGUGAGGGCUGGAAGCUUGAUCAAAUCCUGUUUUUUCUCGACACAGACUGAUUAAAAAUUAAGAAGAAAAUGACAGUUUGAAGCGUGGCUGCAAUAGUGGAAUGGGUUUGGGUGGGCAGGGAGGGGCAGUGGCAGUGAUCCCAGGGGAUGGAGACAGCGGAGGACCAGAACCAGAGGCUGAAGGAGGGAGGGAACAGGAAAGGGCAUGCCCGGCCCGAUGCCCUGGGUAGCGGGGCCACCAGCAGCAACAGCUGAGCGAGUGGGUAAAGGUGUUUGGUAAUUGUAACAUUGUUUAGUGCCGGAAGCUGGUUUUCAUGGAUGCUUAAACUCCAUCUGGUCAGCUGAAAGACAGACAGCAUAGGUGGCUGGGUGGGACCGGGGUCCACAGUUCACUGUGGGCAGCCCACACCCUCCUGCCUCCUGCCCCCUGCUGCCAGCAGCCUUCCCGGGGUCCCUGUCGGGCAGGUCUCAGCUCUUCUCCACGCCACACCUGUCCUCCCCUCCUUCCCUCUAAAUGGACAGUGUGUCUCAGAGACCACCAGGUAAGUGCCUCAUUUCCCACCAAAGAAGCCUGCAAGGCUGUCUCUGGGGGCUGGCCUCGCCUCCUUCCAGAAAAUGCUCUCCCAAAGCAGAGAGCAGCAGCAUGUGAGCCGAGCACAGGGAUGCCUCUUCAGCCCCCCACACCUGGGAGACAGGUAGCACAGGUGCAACAUACAUCCAGGUGUUAGUGUCAACGUUGUUCUAAGCACAGAGGCUGGUAGGAUGGAAAUGCCUGCUCAAUGACAGAGUCAGACGAGGUCCAACCGAAUUACCAGGAUCCUCCCCUCAGUCCCUUUAGUGUCUGGCCACGUCAGAGUUUCAGUCACAAAUACUGUUUGCCAUGAUUUUUUUUUUU